AUGGGUAGUGGUAAUUCAAAAUCUUUAACUCGUAAGGGAUUAAUUAAAUUCAUUGAAAAUAGAAAAGUAUUUAAAUUAAUUAUCCAAGAACACAAAGAUUUGAUAAAUGAGAAAGAAGACGGAAUGAUUAGUGCUUCGAUAGCAGCUAGAUACUUCGAUGGCCAUCAACAUGAAAAUGAAGGACUGUAUUUUGAUCACAGUUGCGUCAUUCUCCAAGAAAAAAAUGGCUGCCACAGAUACAUCAACGCGAGCUAUAUAGAUGGUUUCGAUUGUCAAAAUGCCUACAUCACCAUGAAGACACCUCUCUCAAGCAUAUCAAUCUGUAACUUCUGGAGGGUGGUGUGGGAACAUCAAUCCGAAACCAUCGUGAUGCUCGAUACACCCAAGACUGACCAGAAUAUUCAUAGUAUUCCUUACUGGCUCCCAGAAGAAGGAUCGUCUUUUCAUUGCGGAAAAUUGAAAAUUACGACGUCGAUACUUUAUCUCGACGAUCCAAAUUUUAAGUUCACGAAGCUUAUCGUCACUCAUGAAGAUGGAGGUUCCUUGCACGUAAGCCACUUUUCAUAUAAUAAUUGGCAAAAUGAUUAUAUCUUUCCCAGAACGUCUGACUUCCUUAGCUUCAUACAGAUGGUAUCAUUAUACCACCACACGACAGUGACUCUUAAAGACUACCAGAGUCCUAUGAUAGUCCAUUGUAGUGAUGGACUGGAACGUACAAUGGUAUUUUGUGCUAUUGAUAUAUCAAUUUCACAAAUAAUAGAAACAGGCAAAGUUGAUUUGUAUUCUAAUGUUUUAAAACUUAGGCGAGAUAGAUAUGGCUGUCUCAAAAAUGUGAAUUACUAUACGUAUUGUUACUUAGUUUUAUACUUCUAUGUUUCAUUUUAUUUGUAAGCAUACAUUUUUUCCUUUUCUAGUUUAUUUAUUUAAGGUCACUUUAAAACACCUAGGUUGUUGACAUGCAUCUUAAAAAUAUUUAGUGUCAACUUUUCCCUAGUCUAAGUUCAGCCAUAGAUAAAUUAGCCUAAUUUUUAACUUAUUUGUAAUAUAUGAGAUAAGAUUACUAGGUUAAGAGUUUUAGCGUUUAAGUAGACCUAAGAUUUUGUGGUUGUAAAAAAACAUGUGAAAAUUUUGUUAAAUCCUUUUCUAAAAAGAUCGACUAAGAUUAUGGCAGUAUUUUUGAAGGAAUGAAGGCGCGCGCGCCGCGCACGAUGUAUCUUGUGUUUAAUAAAGCUAUCUAUUUAAUAUGAAA
Messenger RNA from Cotesia glomerata, 1249 nucleotides. Its product is annotated as receptor-type tyrosine-protein phosphatase S-like. NCBI's taxonomy places the organism in Eukaryota, Metazoa, Arthropoda, Insecta, Hymenoptera, Braconidae. Gene Ontology annotation, biological process: protein dephosphorylation. The record is from RefSeq and is a predicted model, not a curated record. The coding region runs from base 1 to 891 and encodes 296 amino acids. Gene Ontology annotation, molecular function: protein tyrosine phosphatase activity. The transcript has a single exon.